Messenger RNA from Pseudovirgaria hyperparasitica, 1740 nucleotides. Its product is annotated as WD40 repeat-like protein. NCBI's taxonomy places the organism in Eukaryota, Fungi, Ascomycota, Dothideomycetes, Acrospermales, Acrospermaceae. Gene Ontology annotation, cellular component: Set3 complex. The transcript has 4 exons. Gene Ontology annotation, molecular function: transcription corepressor activity; protein binding. Gene Ontology annotation, biological process: regulation of transcription by RNA polymerase II. The record is from RefSeq and is a predicted model, not a curated record. Bases 1 to 1740 code for a protein of 579 amino acids.
AUGACUGUCGAGACGCUAUCUUCGAAUGUCGUUAACUACCUGGUGUGGAGGUAUCUGCAGGAGGCCGGCUUUGGAUCUGCCGCGGUGCACUUGCAGAAAGAAUGGGUCCGCGACCCUCAAGAGCUUCCGUUCGCGAGUAACGUCAAGAAGAAUGCUAUGGUCGAGCUCUUGCAGGAUGGGCUAUACCUCAAUCAUCUUGAAGCUGGGGUCAAAGGAUCUCACUCAUCCCCACGGUUUGGAGAUGAUCACGGCAGCCAAUACUCGAUUCAUCGUAGCGGAGGUCCUGUACUGAGGGCCGAGGAUGACUACAAUGACAUACCCCAUGAGACCAAUGGUACAUUACACGAUAAUGGGUCAAAGAAAGGGCCAAGGCGGAAGAAGAAGAGUAGUGGGCCGGAACGUUUGAAUGGCGACGCGAUGGAGAUCGAGCCCAAUGGUGUGCAUUCACCUUCGCGUGGAGAAUCAGAGGCUCUGGUCUCUGAUGUCGAAUCCCCAAAUGUUGAAGAGGUACAAACCACAACCUUAGUCCAAGGAAGGAGUCUGGAUGUUCAGACGGAAAAGAUUGCAGAACUCGCUCCAAGCACCAUAAUCACCAGUGUUGACAAGCCAGGGUCUAUCAUCAAUCACGUCAUGUGGGGCCACGACAAUGACACUGAUAGAGACGUUCUGUUGGUUGCAGGCGACUCUUUACUUCGAUUCUACGAUGUUCCCACCUCCCAGACUCUACAGUCCACAGCGGGCGAACUCCGCAACGUAGACUAUCCACUACCCUUCAACAGUUUCGAUGUGUCAGCGUUUGCUUGGAAAGGACCUAGUGAACCUGGUUGCGCUGCAUUCGCAACACAGGAGCGUAUUACCAACGAAAUGAGCGAGUCUAUGUCUGAUUAUAAGUUGAGCCUGAUUGAAGGGAACGAGUACCGCAUGAUCUCUUCUCUCGGUGGGAUGAUAUUCCAAAUCACUUGGAAUCAAGCAAGUCAGCUUCUGCUGACUAUUUCUGGUAAUGAUGUCGCUGGUUUGAUUCGCAUUUGGAAGCAGGACUUCUCAUACGUGUCAUAUGCAACUGAUCAGCCUCUUUUGGAUUGUCAAUGGUUGUUUGACACACGGUUCGUUGUGUGUGGUGAAAAAUUCCUGAGCAUUCUCGAACUGGAUGCUCUUUCAAGCGAGAUCAGGGUCUUGAAAAACUUUGAUACCGGCAGGGACUGGGAUAGAGUCUGUUUUGAUCCGAUUUGCAGAUUUAUCGCUUGCAAAUCUCUUGACGGCGACGCUGUCGCUCUCGCACACCUUGAAGACGCAACACUGCGAAUUCAAACUUUCGACGUCGCACCUGUCACCGAUAUUGCAUUCCAGCCUAUCCCGAAUCCAGCUUCACAUACUGCAGAAUCUGCGCGUCUACUUGCGGCAUCAUUUCACCAUGGGUACAUCCAAGUAUGGAACGUAAAGGAAGGCUUCGAUCACGUGUACCGAGUCGAGCUUGAGGAUCGACCAGUAGGCGCCAUAGCAUUUUCUCCGGACGGUUUUCUCCUUGCUGCUGCUGGUAUGGACACUGUGUCUAUAUGGCAAGCUGAACACGGAGGAACGCCAAAAGCUCAAUGGCAUGGUUCUGAAGAAGAACACUGGGCUAUGCCUGGUAGCGACAAAGAUGCGCAAGACCCUCUGCACCGGCUUGCGUGGGACGCGGACAGCAAGCGUUUGGCGUUCGCCCUGGGGAAUCAGUUCGCUCUCAUUAACUUCCAGAGGUGA